This is a messenger RNA of Nilaparvata lugens (brown planthopper), 1673 nucleotides long. RefSeq names its product G1/S-specific cyclin-E1. NCBI's taxonomy places the organism in Eukaryota, Metazoa, Arthropoda, Insecta, Hemiptera, Delphacidae. The transcript is spliced from 10 exons. Gene Ontology annotation, molecular function: cyclin-dependent protein serine/threonine kinase regulator activity. The record is from RefSeq and is a predicted model, not a curated record. Gene Ontology annotation, biological process: regulation of cyclin-dependent protein serine/threonine kinase activity; G1/S transition of mitotic cell cycle. Bases 360 to 1673 code for a protein of 437 amino acids. Gene Ontology annotation, cellular component: centrosome; cytoplasm; nucleus.
UGGCAUGGCAUUGGUACGUAAUCUAAAGGCGCGUAGAUCAUAGAUUUUGCCAAGUUCAUUAAUAUUGACACGAUUAUGACGUAUCAGUUUUAGAAUCUUUGUUAUGUUAGCAUACAAAUAUUGACAGUGCAGUCUAGCUUUGAUAAAUCUGAGAGAUAAGUUAUUGUCUUCUAUCAGUGACACAUGAAUGUUCAUAGGAAUUCGUCUAUGGUCUAACCUAAAUGUGAAAGUGACAACAGUGUCCAAUAAUUUGCCGCGAAAAAAUAGCUUCAUUUUGUGGAUUUUUACUACUACUGAUUGGACAUCACAAAGAAAAAGAUUCUCAAUUCGAGAGAUCUUCAGUUUUCACUGAGUGAAGGAUGUUCAAGGAAAGUGGCCAGUCGUCGUCGAGACAAAAUGCAAAGAGGAAACGGAGGUCGUCAGAAAACUCGCCUAUUCUGAAUGACGAAAAUUUGCCGAUAAAAGAAGACAAAAAACUGAAAGUUGAGACCAAAGUAUGUGAGCAGCCGGAAGCGUCCACAUCAGCGAUCGAUGUAGAGUGCGAGCGACUGCCUCUCUCCGAACUCUCCCUGUUCGACAAGCAGUCAUCCUCGAAGCAGUCACAGCACUCUGACGAGGAUGAGAACAGUGACGUAUUGGAUGAUCUCAUCUGUUGCGAAGAAGACAGACUAUCGAUUGCCGACAGUGAAUCCGACCCACCGAGCAAUGAAAGCUGCAUAGUCCUAGACAGCAGUCCCAUCGCCCAAGAACUGAGUGAGGAUGGAGGGCCCAAAUAUGAGAGGGAGGAGGAGGAGGAAGAUCUGGAGGACUGUCUCUACGUUGAGGACGAGACCUUCUACGAGGAAUGCGUCACAGAGCAACCAGACGCUGACACAGCCGGGCCGUCGAUAUCCGGACUGCAGUCAGCUAGACUUCGCACAGACUCUAGCAAUUAUGGCCAGCUAUCCCCUGUGUCAAAUCCUACACCGUCUUCUUCAAAACGAGUAAGGAGUAUCAGCAAACGUACCGUCGAUAUUCCAGAAUUGCAAUGGGCAAAAACAGAUGAAUUAUGGGAAGCGAUGAUCAGAAAAGACGAGACCUCCAUCAACAACAGGAAUGAAGACAUGUUCAUUAAUCAUCCCAGCAUCACACCUAGAAUGCGUUCGGUGCUUUUCGAUUGGAUUAUGGAGGUAUGCGAAGUGUAUAAGCUACAUCGGGAAUCCUACUAUUUGUCAAUGGAUUAUGUGGAUAGAUAUCUUUCAUUAAAGAGCGGAAUCAGCAAAAGUCAACUUCAAUUGAUUGGAGUGACGUGUCUUUUCAUAGCGGCCAAGAUGGAGGAGAUCUAUCCCCCGAAAAUAGUUGAGUUUGCGUACGUGACUGAUGGAGCCUGCAACGACGAAGACAUAUUGCAGCAGGAAAUCGUCAUAUUGAAGACUCUAAAUUUCGAAUUGUCUCCAAUGACAAUCAACAACUGGCUGUCAACCUACGUUCAGCUGUGCUACAAAGACGAGGCGCGUAUCAACAACGACUUUGUCUACUCACAGCUGUCAGGUCAGCUGUUCGUGAGGUUGGUUCAGUUGCUGGACCUGGCCACACUCGACCUCAACUGCCUCAAGUUUUCCUACAGUAUGUUGGCGGCUACUUGUGUCUACCUUGCUUGCUCGAAGCGGUUGGCCCUCAAAGUUUCUGGUUAG